AUGCAGCUCUCGAUGGGGAGAGCAGUAUCCUUAAGAGGAAUUGCUUUCACUAGAUUCACCCUGGCUCCUUUGGUCAAAAACAUACCUUCGAAACGGACAUUGGCUUCUCUUGCAAACAAUAGCAAUUCACCAAAACCACGGAGAAAUCCGUCAGAGAGAUUUGACCCAAAAUCUAUUGAAAAUGGAUGGUACUCUUAUUGGACAUCCCGCUCGCUUUUCGAGCCCCAAACGUCUUCGGGCGAGUCCAAAGAUAAAAUUCGAAUGCUUCUACCCCCUCCUAAUGUUACCGGUCAGCUCCAUAUCGGUCAUGCAUUGAUGCUUUCAAUCCAGGAUGCUCUUGCUAGAUAUUAUCGUAUGAAUUCUCAUCCUGUGCAUUGGGCACCAGGAACAGACCAUGCUGGUAUUGCGACACAGUCUGUUGUUGAACGCAUGCUCAAAAAGAAGCGCGGAUUAUCAAGGAAUGAUCUAGGAAGAGAGAAUUUUGUUAAAGAGGUUGAAAAAUGGAGGGAUGAGUAUGGUGGUAGAAUUCUGGGUCAAAUGUCGAGAUUAGGUACCUCGACCACCGGGUCGGCCGAGUAUUAUACAUUAGAUAAAGGGCUGAGCGAGGCAGUUACAAAUGCUUUUGUUAGACUGUAUGAAGAAGGGUUAAUCUAUAGAGAUACGAGGAUGGUAAAUUGGAGUGUGGGCUUGCAGACUGCCAUAUCUGAUAUCGAAGUUAUCGGUGAGGAUGUUUCGAAAGGGACAAAGAUCGACGGAGUGGAAUUUGGUAUUCUUCACUCUUUUGCAUUUCCAUUAGAAGAUGGUAGUGGGGAAAUCGUGGUUUCUACCACAAGGCCAGAAACGAUUCCGGGUGACCGGGCAGUAGCAGUACAUCCCGAUGAUGAGAGAUACAAGCAUCUUCACUACAAACGUGUCUGCCAUCCCCUCCUCCCAGGUGUGACUUUGCCUAUCGUCCCCGACGCAGAACUGGUGGACCCCUCCUUCGGGACUGGAGCAGUCAAAAUUACACCAUGUCACGAUAUCAACGAUUAUGCAUUCUGGCAACGUCACUCUUUGUCUUAUGUUCCACCCUCCAAUAAAACCCAAGGUAAAAGAGUCGAAAUUCCCCUGGUCCCCGUAUUCUCUUCCACGGGCCAUUAUCUUCCUUCUAGUGGUAUUUCUUCCCUGGUUGGAGUUGACCGUCUAUAUGCCCGUAAAUCAAUCGUUCGGCUCCUUGAGGAUGCAGGUGUAUAUCGCGGAAGGAAAGAUCACGAUAUGCGCGUAGGAAAGUGCGAGAGAUCUGGAUGCGUAAUCGAACCUCUUCUCCAGCCACAAUGGUAUCUUUCCACAAAACCGUUAGCCGAAAAAGCUCUAGCACAAUCGGUAUCCCAGGGCUUAAUAAUCAGACCCGAGACUCCUUACUCAGAUGAAUGGAGACGCUGGUUGGAGGGUAUUCAGGAUUGGUGCCUGUCACGGCAAAUUUGGUGGGGACAUAGGAUCCCCGCUUAUCGGGUGCUAGAGCCAGGGAAGUCUAAGGAGAGAUGGAUUAUUGCUGCCAGCGAAGCAGAGGCAAAAAGCCAGCUUACUGAGGAUGAAAGGCGUAGAGGAUGUGUUCUUGAACAAGAUUCAGAUGUGCUGGAUACGUGGUUUUCGUCUGGGCUGUUGCCUCUGAGUACAGCUGGGUGGCGCGGAAACGAAAUGGCAGAGGGCCACCAAGAAUGGAAGAAAAACUAUCCCUUGAACUUCAUUGAAAGCGGUGGAGACAUACUAUUCUUCUGGUUGGCAAGAAUGGUCAUGCUUUGUACAUGGUUUUCUGGAAAGUUGCCUUUCGGGGAGAUAUUACUUCAUCCCCUGGUCUGCGAUGCCAAAGGCCGAAAAAUGUCCAAAUCCGUUGGGAAUGUUCUUGACCCACUCGCUGUCGUUGAGGGGCGGACAAUAGACAGGAUCAUACAAGAGAUCGAGGCGGAUAGUAAAGAAGAGAUAGAACUUGGAAAAUCAUUGAACACCAAAGCUGGAGAAAAGCAAGCAAAGGUUGCUCAAACUCUUGUCAGAAACAAAAUCAAGGAAGCCCAGAAAACCUUCCAACAAGGAAUCACGGAAAGCGGGUCGGAUCCCUUAAGGAUGGCUUUAAUUGACUACACUAGACAAUCACGACAGAUCAACAUGGAACUAAGGCAUAUUGAUACAUUCCGGAGGUUGGGGAUUAAAAUUGAUAAUGCAUUCAAGUUUUUCCAUAACUCCCGGAAGCCCUCCGAUAAAGCUUUUGGGACUGCGAUUGAAGGAAGUAGUAGAACCUCUACCACGAUAAAAUCCUGGAUAGAGGGACUAGAUAAGAAAAAGACGAGACUCCAUGAUUGGUAUAUGCUUUACUACCUACGAGAGCUCGUGGGAGUCUGCAACACGGCAUUUGAAGAAAGAAAACUCUACAAAGCUACAGAGGCGAUUAGAGCAUUCACAUUCGACGUGCUAUGUGACGUAUACCUGGAGUUUGUUAAGGAGGAAUUGGGAGAUGGAAAUAGACGAGAGAUCGCCAUGGGAAUGACGUUCCAUGCGCUCGACGUCACACUACGUCUCACCCAUCCUUUCAUGCCCUUCAUCACCGAAGGCCUCUGGCAAGAACUCGACCCCAGGAACAGGGCAGAAGUAGACGGCACCUCAAUCAUGCUUUCAACCUUCCCCAGCGUCGGCAAUUUCCCAGAUAUUGAAUUCUCGCAAGCAGAACCGAUGAAAAGUGUCCUAGAACUUGUAGAAAGCCUGCGACGCUCCAGCCAUGACGUCUCAUCCUCCCCAGACAAACGUUCUAAAAAGGUCGCAUCAAUUCUUCCACCACAGGAUGGAAGCUUAACAGAGUAUCUGAUAGAGAAGAAAGAAACUCUGGCUAGACUUUCGAGGGUUGAAAUUAGAAUGAUCUUUAGUGAGACUCGCUGGAAUGAGGUCGAAGCUGACCCGGUAGGUAGCGCUGAUGGGUGGGCUGAACUCUCACAAUCUAUCGACAGCCAGGAUGGAGUAUUGGUUAUAGGUCGUAGAACUAAUACCCAGUAG
Molecule: messenger RNA, 3021 nt
Organism: Morchella sextelata
Lineage: Eukaryota; Fungi; Ascomycota; Pezizomycetes; Pezizales; Morchellaceae
Exons: 6
Coding region: 1-3021 (1006 amino acids)
Biological process (GO): valyl-tRNA aminoacylation
Cellular component (GO): cytosol
Molecular function (GO): aminoacyl-tRNA deacylase activity; valine-tRNA ligase activity; ATP binding
Source: RefSeq, a predicted model, not a curated record